CGUCCCUCUCUCCUCCGUCCUCCGCCGGCGAAGAUGGACCGCCACCGCCUCCUCCUCCUCCUCCUCCACGUCCUGGCGGCGAUCGCCGUCACCGCCGCCGCCACCGCCGCCGCCGCCGACGGCGACACGAUCUACGACCACCUCCGGCGCUACGGCCUCCCCAUCGGCCUCCUCCCCAAGGGCAUCACCGACUACGCCGUCGACCCGGCCACGGGCGAGUUCCGGGUCGGCCUGGCGCAGCCCUGCAACGCGCGGUUCGAGAACGAGGUCCACUACGACCUCAACGUCACCGGCACCCUCCGGUUCGGCGAGAUCGGCGGGCUUUCCGGGGUGUCAGCCCAGGAGCUCUUCCUGUGGUUCCCGGUCAAGGGCAUCCGCGUCGACGUCCCCAGCUCCGGCGUCAUCCACUUCGACGUCGGCGUCGCCGACAAGCAGUUCUCCCUCUCCCUCUUCGAGUCCCCUCCCGAUUGCACCGCCGCCGGGCCCGGCGGCGACGAUCCCCAGCUGCUCUCUCUGCAUGUCCAGGAGAGCAUACUAAAGGCGGUCUCUUAGGUGGUGACCAGAAUAUGGGAACAAUAUAUGAUAGCUCAGUUGCUUAUGGACCCGAGUUUGUGAGAAGUCUGCUUUGAUAGGUCUAUGCUUUGAUGUACAUGUGCUUAGUGCUUUCAUGUGGACUUUGGGGCCGAAUCUUUAAAAAAGGAAUUGUGGCUAUUUUUGCAAAGAGGAGAGAGAAUGGGGUAUGUAAAAAUGAGGAGGAGAUGGGGUCUGGUGAUCUGGUGGUCCGGUCAUUUCGUUUUGGCUUUAAUAAUGAUUUCGGGGCUUAGCCUCUGUAUCUUGUGAUUAAACAGACAGGACAAUAUUAUUCUCAUGUCAUCUGUAUAUGAGGAGAACUGUUGGUUCAUUAUAA
Molecule: messenger RNA, 907 nt
Organism: Syzygium oleosum
Lineage: Eukaryota; Viridiplantae; Streptophyta; Magnoliopsida; Myrtales; Myrtaceae
Exons: 2
Coding region: 34-552 (172 amino acids)
Source: RefSeq, a predicted model, not a curated record